This is a messenger RNA of Scomber scombrus (Atlantic mackerel), 2367 nucleotides long. It is a transcript of the gene sestd1, whose product is annotated as SEC14 and spectrin domains 1. The record is from RefSeq and is a predicted model, not a curated record. The transcript has 19 exons. Lineage: Eukaryota; Metazoa; Chordata; Actinopteri; Scombriformes; Scombridae. The annotation marks the transcript as partial.
GAAAGGAGAAGGAAGAGGAGGAGGAGGAAGAAGAAGAGGAGGAUCAACAGAGAAGGCGAGACAGAGGAGAGGAGAGGAGGACUGGGAGAAAAAAUCGGGAGAGAAGAAUGCCACAGAUUUGACUGGAAGAUGUCCAUCGUUACCAUGGAUGCGACCACCAUCCUCUCCAUCCUCAAGAAGAAGCUGGCCUUUUUGUCAGGAGGCAAAGACAGGCGCAGUGGUCUGAUCCUGACCAUCCCACUCAGUUCAGAUCAGACCAGCAUGGAGGAGCUCAGCGUCACACUGGACUACCUGCUCAGCAUUCCUAGUGAGAAGUGUAAGGCUCGUGGUUUCACUGUCAUCGUGGAUGGACGCAAGUCUCAGUGGAACAUAGUGAAGACUGUGGUGCUCAUGCUACAGAAUGUGAUCCCUGCCGAGGUGUCCCUGGUCUGCGUGGUGAAACCAGAUGAAUUCUGGGAUAAAAAGGUCACGCAUUUCUGCUUCUGGAAGGAGAAGGACCGCCUGGGCUUUGAGGUGAUCCUGGUUUCGGCCAAUAAGCUGACUCGUUACAUCGAACCGUGUCAGCUGACAGACGAUUUCGGAGGAAGUCUGGACUACGACCACAACGACUGGCUCAACAAGAGACUGGUUUUCGAGAAAUUCACCAGGGAGUCGACGUCGCUGCUGGAUGAGCUGUCCAUCAUCAACGAGGGUGACAAGAGCAGCUCGGUGGACAAGGACAAACCAGCUGACUGUGCCCUCCUGCCGUCCUUUGACCCAGAGACUGUCCUUCAGACUGGUCAUGAGUUGCUGUCAGAGUUGCAGCAGCGUCGAUUCAACGGCUCCGAGGGAGGAGUGGGAGGAGGACAGGGAGGUCCGGCCUGGUGUCCCAUGGAGGAGGAGCUGCUUGCUCAGCCUCAGGUGAUGAAGCUGCUGGACUCGCUCAGGGAGCAGUACACACGAUACCAGGAGCUCUGCAGACAGCGAAACAAACGCACCCAGCUAGAUGAGAUCCAUGCCAAGGUCAUGCAGGUGGUCACCUGGCUGCAGGGUCCAGGUUCGGAGCUGUUGAAGACUCACCAGGCGAUCGGGGACUCGAUGCGAGCGGCUCAGACCCUGCAGCAGAAACACGAAGAGAUCGAGAGCCAGCACAGUGAGUGGUUCGCAGUGUACGUGGAGUUGAACCAGCAGAUUGCUGCCUUGCUCAGUGCGGGGGAGGAGGAGGAGGUGGUGGAGCUGAAGGCUCUGCAGCAGCAACUGAGUGAUGUCUGCUAUCAACAGGCGGCUCAGCUGGAGAGCAGACAGAACGUCCUGCAGGCAGCGCAGUGCUUCCACAGCACCACACAGGAGUUGUCCCAGCAGUUGGACGGUCUACUGGGCAUGCUCUGUGCCGACGUGGCUCCAGCUGACGGAGCUUCCAUUCAACAAAACCUCAAACAGCUGGAGGAAAAGCUGCAGACUGUCGAGGCAGGUCUUGCUUCUCUGCGUCAGAAGGGCGGCCUGCUGCUGGAGCAGAUGUGCAGCCAGCCGUCGUGGUCUCUGGAGGAAACGGAGGGUCCAGCUGGAGAACAACAGGACAACGUUCAGCACAUCCAGGCUGUGAUGGAGGAGAUGCAGCUCCGCAAACAGAGGUGUGAGGACAUGGUUGACGUGAGGAGGCUAAAGAUGCUACAGAUGGUCCAACUGUUCAAAUGUGAGGAAGACGCUUUACAGUCAGUAGAGUGGCUGAGCGAGCUGAUGGACGCCUUGUUGAAGACUCACGUGAGACUGGGUGAUGAGUCUCAGGAGACCAGGACCAUGCUGGACAAACACAGGAAGUUUGUGGACGUUGCUCAGAGCACCUAUGACUACGGCCGCCAGCUGCUGCAGGCGACCGUGGUCCUCUGUCAGUCUCUGCGCUGUACCACGCGCUCAUCUGGAGACACUCUGCCGAGGCUCAACCGAAUCUGGAAACAGUUCAGCGUCAGCUCCGAGGAGAGACAGCAGAGACUAGAGCUGGCUCUGAGCUUCCACACCUCCGCGGAGAAGGUGUUACAACAGGAGUGUGUGGAACCAGAGUCUCUGGAUGAAGUCGACUCUUCGGGGAAAACUCUGCUGGACAGACUGACCAUGCCCGUUAUGUUCCCCGAUGGGAGCGAGCAGUACUUUGGGAGUCCCAGCGACACAGCGGUGGCUGCGGAGGGUGUCAGAGAGCGCCUCCUGCUGGUGGAAGAGCGGCGACUGCAGCUGCAGGUGGUGGGGCUUCAUCACGACGGCGCAGAGGAGAAGCAUAGCGGGCAGGACGCGCGGCUAGACGUGAUCGGAGAGGAACUGAGUGAGAAAGAGGAACAAGAGGAGGAGGAGGAGGAGGAAGUGGUGGUGGAGGAGGAGGAGGAGGAGGAGGAGGAG